CCCCUAACAGCUCCAAAAUUUGGGUAUUAACCCAGCUAACAUUGGCUUUAGUACCCUUACCAUGGAGUCUGACAAGUUCAUCUGCAUCAGAGAAAAGGUUGGAGAACAAGCCCAGGUGGUAAUCAUUGACAUGAAUGAUCCAAGCAAUCCUAUUCGCAGACCUAUUUCAGCAGACAAUGCGAUCAUGAAUCCAGCCAGCAAAGUCAUAGCUUUGAAAGCAGCCGGGAAAACCCUUCAGAUCUUUAACAUUGAAAUGAAAAGCAAAAUGAAGGCUCAUACCAUGACUGAUGAUGUCACCUUUUGGAAGUGGAUCUCUUUGAACACUGUUGCUUUAGUAACCGACAAUGCUGUGUAUCAUUGGAGCAUGGAGGGAGAGUCGCAGCCAGUGAAGAUGUUUGACCGGCAUUCCAGCCUGGCAGGAUGCCAGAUUAUUAAUUACCGAACAGAUGCCAAGCAGAAGUGGCUGCUUCUAACAGGAAUUUCUGCUCAGCAAAAUCGGGUUGUUGGAGCUAUGCAGCUGUACUCUGUUGACAGGAAAGUGUCUCAACCGAUUGAGGGGCAUGCAGCCAGUUUUGCUCAAUUCAAAAUGGAAGGAAAUGCUGAAGAGUCUACCCUGUUUUGCUUUGCAGUUAGAGGACAAGCAGGCGGAAAGUUGCAUAUUAUUGAAGUUGGAACACCACCUACUGGAAACCAGCCUUUCCCAAAGAAAGCUGUAGAUGUUUUCUUUCCUCCAGAAGCCCAGAAUGACUUUCCUGUUGCAAUGCAGAUCAGUGGGAAACAUGAUGUUGUCUUCUUGAUUACAAAAUACGGAUACAUUCACCUUUAUGACCUUGAAACUGGUACCUGCAUCUAUAUGAACAGAAUCAGUGGUGAGACCAUAUUUGUCACCGCACCCCAUGAAGCCACUGCAGGAAUUAUUGGCGUGAACAGAAAGGGCCAGGUGCUUUCUGUUUGCGUAGAAGAAGAAAAUAUUAUACCUUACAUCACCAAUGUUCUUCAGAACCCUGACCUAGCUCUGCGUAUGGCUGUCCGCAACAAUCUGGCUGGUGCUGAGGAACUAUUUGCUCGCAAAUUUAAUGCUCUGUUUGCACAAGGAAAUUAUUCAGAAGCAGCAAAGGUGGCUGCAAAUGCACCAAAGGGUAUUCUUCGCACACCAGACACAAUACGCCGAUUUCAGAGUGUUCCUGCUCAGCCCGGUCAGACCUCACCGCUCCUGCAGUACUUUGGCAUUCUCUUGGAUCAGGGCCAGCUCAAUAAAUACGAGUCUCUGGAGUUAUGUAGACCUGUACUCCAGCAAGGUCGCAAGCAGCUUCUGGAAAAAUGGCUGAAGGAAGACAAGCUGGAGUGUUCAGAAGAACUGGGGGAUCUAGUGAAAUCUGUGGACCCUACACUAGCUUUAAGUGUUUACCUGAGGGCCAAUGUUCCCAACAAAGUCAUUCAGUGCUUUGCAGAAACUGGGCAGGUUCAGAAGAUUGUGUUGUAUGCUAAGAAGGUUGGCUACACUCCUGACUGGAUUUUCCUGUUGAGAAAUGUCAUGAGAAUCAAUCCAGACCAAGGCCAGCAGUUUGCACAAAUGUUGGUGCAAGAUGAAGAGCCUCUUGCUGAUAUUACACAGAUUGUGGAUGUGUUCAUGGAGUAUAAUCUUAUUCAGCAGUGCACUGCAUUUUUGUUAGACGCACUGAAAAACAAUCGUCCCAGUGAAGGACCCUUGCAAACACGUCUACUUGAAAUGAAUCUAAUGCAUGCUCCUCAGGUUGCAGAUGCUAUCUUAGGCAACCAAAUGUUUACACACUAUGACCGUGCUCACAUUGCCCAACUCUGUGAAAAGGCUGGUCUGCUUCAGAGAGCUCUAGAGCACUUCACUGAUCUGUAUGAUAUCAAGCGGGCUGUUGUCCACACUCAUCUUCUUAAUCCAGAGUGGCUGGUGAACUAUUUUGGUUCCCUGUCAGUUGAAGACUCUCUGGAGUGCUUACGUGCAAUGCUGUCUGCAAAUAUCCGGCAAAAUCUGCAGAUCUGUGUCCAGGUAGCUUCCAAGUACCAUGAACAGCUCUCUACUCAGUCACUCAUCGAACUCUUUGAAUCCUUCAAGAGUUUUGAAGGACUUUUCUAUUUCUUGGGUUCCAUUGUCAACUUUAGUCAGGAUCCUGAUGUUCACUUCAAAUAUAUUCAGGCAGCAUGCAAAACAGGACAGAUUAAAGAAGUUGAGAGAAUCUGCAGAGAGAGCAAUUGUUAUGAUCCAGAGAGAGUUAAGAACUUCCUGAAGGAAGCUAAACUUACAGACCAGCUGCCUCUCAUAAUUGUCUGUGAUCGGUUUGACUUUGUACAUGAUCUGGUGCUGUAUCUAUACAGAAACAAUCUGCAGAAGUACAUUGAGAUCUAUGUACAGAAGGUUAAUCCAAGUCGGUUGCCAGUGGUUAUUGGUGGUUUGCUAGAUGUGGAUUGCUCUGAAGAUGUAAUUAAGAACCUUAUCCUGGUGGUAAGGGGUCAGUUCUCCACUGAUGAGCUUGUAGCUGAAGUUGAAAAACGAAACCGGUUAAAGCUGCUUCUGCCAUGGUUGGAAUCCAGAAUCCAUGAAGGCUGUGAGGAGCCAGCCACUCACAAUGCUUUGGCAAAGAUUUACAUAGACAGCAACAAUAAUCCAGAACGUUUCCUCCGUGAAAACCCAUAUUAUGACAGCCGUGUUGUUGGAAAGUAUUGUGAAAAGAGAGAUCCCCAUUUGGCAUGUGUGUCAUAUGAGCGAGGACAGUGUGAUCUGGAACUAAUCAAUGUUUGCAAUGAAAAUUCUCUGUUCAAAAGCCUUUCAAGAUAUUUAGUACGCCGUAAAGAUCCAGAAUUGUGGGCCAGUGUCUUGUUAGAAAGCAACCCAUACAGGAGGCCUCUGAUUGACCAGGUUGUACAGACAGCUUUGCCAGAAACCCAAGACCCCGAGGAGGUGUCUGUCACAGUGAAAGCCUUCAUGACUGCAGACCUACCAAAUGAGCUCAUUGAGCUGUUGGAGAAAAUUGUUUUGGACAACUCUGUCUUCAGUGAACACAGGAACCUCCAAAACUUGUUGAUCCUGACUGCUAUAAAAGCCGAUCGUACUAGAGUCAUGGAAUACAUCAACCGCCUGGAUAACUAUGAUGCUCCUGAUAUUGCAAACAUCGCUAUCAGUAAUGAGCUAUUUGAGGAAGCCUUUGCCAUUUUCAGGAAAUUUGAUGUGAACACAUCUGCUGUACAGGUCUUGAUUGAACAUAUUGGAAACCUGGACCGUGCUUAUGAAUUUGCUGAACGCUGUAAUGAACCAGCUGUAUGGAGUCAGCUGGCAAAGGCACAGUUGCAGAAAGGAAUGGUUAAAGAAGCAAUUGACUCCUAUAUUAAAGCAGAUGAUCCUUCUUCUUAUAUGGAAGUGGUACAGGCUGCUGAUGCUAGUGGAAAUUGGGAAGAGCUAGUUAAAUAUCUGCAGAUGGCCCGGAAGAAGGCAAGGGAAUCCUAUGUGGAAACCGAGCUCAUCUUUGCUCUGGCUAAAACUAACCGGCUCACUGAACUUGAGGAAUUUAUUAAUGGACCAAACAAUGCCCACAUUCAGCAGGUUGGUGAUCGCUGCUAUGAUGAAAAAAUGUACGAUGCUGCUAAACUGCUCUACAAUAAUGUUUCAAAUUUUGGCCGUUUGGCGUCCACCCUCGUUCACCUAGGAGAGUAUCAGGCUGCUGUGGAUGGUGCUAGAAAGGCAAACAGUACUCGCACCUGGAAAGAGGUUUGUUUUGCUUGUGUGGAUGGUAAAGAGUUCCGUCUUGCCCAGAUGUGUGGUCUUCACAUUGUGGUACAUGCUGAUGAACUGGAGGAGUUAAUAAAUUACUAUCAGGACCGUGGCUAUUUCGAAGAGCUGAUCACCAUGCUUGAAGCAGCCCUAGGCCUGGAGCGUGCACAUAUGGGAAUGUUUACAGAGCUAGCCAUUUUGUAUUCAAAAUUCAAACCACAGAAAAUGCGAGAGCACUUAGAGCUGUUCUGGUCCAGGGUCAAUAUUCCCAAGGUGCUGAGGGCAGCAGAACAAGCUCACUUGUGGUCAGAAUUGGUAUUUUUAUAUGAUAAAUAUGAAGAGUAUGAUAACGCAAUUAUUACAAUGAUGAGCCAUCCUACAGAUGCAUGGAAAGAAGGGCAGUUUAAAGACAUCAUAACUAAGGUGGCCAACGUGGAGCUGUAUUACAGAGCGAUACAAUUCUACUUAGAGUUCAAACCAUUGCUUCUCAAUGACCUCUUGAUGGUGCUGUCCCCCAGACUGGAUCACACCCGUGCAGUCAACUAUUUCUCCAAGGUAAAACAGCUUCCUCUAGUCAAACCAUACCUUCGUUCGGUGCAGAACCAUAACAACAAAUCUGUGAAUGAGUCUCUGAACAACCUUUUCAUUACAGAAGAGGACUACCAGGCACUCCGUACAUCUAUAGAUGCAUAUGACAACUUUGACAAUAUUUCUCUUGCUCAACGCUUGGAAAAACAUGAACUUAUUGAAUUCAGAAGGAUUGCAGCAUACCUCUUCAAGGGCAACAAUCGCUGGAAACAGAGUGUGGAGCUGUGCAAAAAAGACAGACUGUAUAAGGAUGCUAUGCAGUACGCCUCUGAAUCCAAAGACACAGAACUGGCAGAAGAACUUCUGCAAUGGUUUUUGGUUGAAGGGAAGAGAGAAUGCUUUGCCGCUUGUCUUUUUACCUGCUAUGACCUGCUGCGGCCAGAUGUUGUCCUGGAAACAGCGUGGAGGCACAACAUUAUGGACUUUGCCAUGCCCUACUUCAUUCAAGUCAUGAGGGAGUACUUAUCCAAGGUUGACAAGCUGGAUGCCUCUGAAUCUCUCAGAAAAGAAGAGGAGCAAGCAACAGAGACACAGCCAAUUGUUUAUGGUCAGCCCCAGCUAAUGCUGACUGCAGGACCCAGUGUCCCAGUACCUCCUCAAGCGGCAUUUGGUUACGGCUAUACUGCACCUGCAUAUGGGCAGCCCCAACCUGGAUUUGGAUAUGGCAUGUAA
Molecule: messenger RNA, 4999 nt
Organism: Staurois parvus
Lineage: Eukaryota; Metazoa; Chordata; Amphibia; Anura; Ranidae
Source: the annotation of a GenBank genome assembly